Exaiptasia diaphana is the source of this 3166-nucleotide messenger RNA. RefSeq names its product extracellular calcium-sensing receptor. Gene Ontology annotation, biological process: regulation of synaptic transmission, glutamatergic; G protein-coupled glutamate receptor signaling pathway. Gene Ontology annotation, molecular function: adenylate cyclase inhibiting G protein-coupled glutamate receptor activity. The record is from RefSeq and is a predicted model, not a curated record. Gene Ontology annotation, cellular component: membrane. NCBI's taxonomy places the organism in Eukaryota, Metazoa, Cnidaria, Anthozoa, Actiniaria, Aiptasiidae.
CAUUCUGUAGUCCUGAUUGACAUUCCUUCUGGAUGUUGUUUUAUUUUACAUAAAGCUAACAGCAGCUGGUAUAAACGAUAGUGACGCUUAUGCAAAACGAAGUUGGAACAACAUUUUCAUCGUGGCACACUUGAGAAAAGCUUUUUAUAUUAAAAAACGUUACGACUCGGACCAAAAAUGGGCUUCGCUGUGGCUUUGCAUAAGCUUGGAGUUAUUUUGUUUGCAAUGUGGGUUUGUUUUGGCCGUCAAAACUUCACAGCAUCGAAGAGUUUGAUAAAACAUGGUGAUGUUAAUCUUCAAGGACUKUUUCCCAUUACAUAUCGCGAUGGAGAGGUUUGCCAAGGUCUUAACAAAGAAGGAGUGCUUUGGGCAAUGGCGAUGAAAUUCGCAGUCGAUUCAAUUAACAAUUCAACUCAGCUUCCAAAUGUAACACUCGGUUAUAAAAUCGACAACACUUGUCAUCAUAUACCAACAUCAAUGCACAAUGCGAUUGAAAUCGUCGCUAAAUACCGUCCAAAUUCGGUGUGCUACCCACAAGAUCUUUACUGCCAAGAGGGUUCAAAUGGAGUGGAAAAGAUCUCGGCUGUUAUUGGUCCGGCAUUGUCGYGGAUUGCCAUUCCAAUCGCUAGUCUWCUCGGGUUGUAUGAAAUACCACAAAUCAGCUACGCGGCGACUAGUCGUAUUUUAAGUGACAAAACAAGAUAUAACUCAUUUCUACGGACGGUUCCGUCGGACGAGCACCAGGCCAAAGCCAUGGCAGAGUUCGUUCAUAAAUUUGGCUGGAAUUACGUCUUUCUCAUAGCAUCAGAUGAUGAUUAUGGCAAGAUGGGUGCUGCAAAGUUUAAAAACACAGCAAAGAGUUCGAACGUAUGCAUUGCGAAUGAUGAAUACAUUCCCUUCACAUCCRACAUGUUGGAUGAUUACAUACGGAACACGUUGAACACCUUGAAAUCCUCUUCGAGGGCGAAGGUCGUCAUUGUCUUUACCUAUGCMAACCAAGGAGAACUUUUGCUCAAAGAAGCCUCUAGAAUGAACAUAACCGAUCGAACWUGGAUUGCAAGCGACGGUUGGAGCUCGGUGACUGAGUUCAAACUCCCUAAGAGCUUACUGGAAGGGAUAAUAACUUUUUCCAUUCGCUCCAAGAAGGUGGACGCGUUUGUUGACUAUAUAAAUGAGUUGCAGAUUAAAGACGCAAAAAAMAUCCCUUGGUUUUUAAAAUACAUGGAAAACGUACUGAACUGCGUUUACGGAAAUGAUACACAAGGUACAAAGAGGAAGUGCCUUCCAAAUGAGACGCUAUCCGCAAAUCAUACGUUUUCUGACGAAGGGAUCGCAAAUGUGAUUGAUUCCGUMAACGCAACCGCAAACGCUCUUGCARCCAUCCUAGGUUGUGGGAAAGGAAACAUUUGUAGRAAUAAAAACAAUGAUAUCAAACCACUGGAGCUAUUGGAGAUAAUAAAAAAUUCCAGCUUUCUAGGGGUGGAYAAUACRAAGGUAGAGUUCAAUAAAGAUGGCGACCGUUCCUCAAGUGGGUAUACGAUUAGAAAUGUCCAGGUACAAAAUGGUAAACUUGUUUAUGUUGAUGUGGGCCACUGGUCAGAAGUUCAAAAAAAGACUUUUUUUCAGGUCAAUACGUCGUUGAUCAAGUGGAAUAAUGGAAUUAGACCUCAAUCCAAUUGCUUUCGACUUUGCCAGCCUGGAGAACGUAUAGUAGGUCAGACAGAGUGCUGUUGGAACUGCCAGAAGUGCGAGAAGGGAACAUUUAGCUCUAUUCAAGGUGCGUCGACAUGCAMAAAAUGUAAUGAAACUCAUUAUACAAACUCGGAGARAACAAUCUGUCUUGCUCGUGUGGUGGUCUACAUGUCCUUACACGACCCUGCGGGGAUUUCGAUUUUAUCAAUUAGUAUUCUUGGUAUCGUCAUAACUUCAGCUAUCGCCGGAAUCUUCKUACGACAUCGUGGCACCCCAAUCAUCGCGUCGUCAAGUUUGUUCCAUCWUGUAACAUUCUUCUUGACAUUGUACGUCUCCUUUUUCUAUGCGAUGUCCWUCGCUGUCAACAAACCUUCCAACUCCACGUGCAUCGUMAUCGAGUCGAUUCUAGAACUCAUGAUCAUGCUUUAYUCWUCCUUUCUCUUGUCAAAAACUCGAAUCGURAACAAAGCAACUCUGUCAGCGCUUAAACAAGUGAAAGCCAUGCGCCAAGAAUGGAGUCACGUGAUUGUGAUAGUCUCUUUAAUGGUGUUGCAGUUGAUACUGAUUAUCGUGCGUCAGUGUGUUACGCCKUCUCACAUUCAYUACGUUAAUCAAGAUAAAACACGAUUACUGGAAUGCGAACCGAUCUUCUCUUCACUACGCGUGCUCACCAUCACUGUCCCUUCUUGCAUACUCAUGAUAUCGACGUUCAUAUCGUUCCGAGAGCGGGAUAUCCCGGACAACUUCAACGAGGCAAAGUUCAUUAGCUUCACGACCAUUCUGUUGUGCAUAAUCUUCAUUUCUUUCAUUUCUACGUAYAGAUACGUAAGUGGAAUAAGUCGCAUUCUGGUCUUGACAUUCACGACGUUUGUCGCUGCGUUUUCAGCAAUGGGUUGCAUAUGUAUACCAAAGUUAUACAUAAUUUACAUGCAUCCAGAGCGGAAUAUCAACAGCGAACAAUCGUCCAUUGACAGCACCGCGUCAGAACAGCCAAUCCCGUCAGCACGGACAUCGGUAUCAGAMGGACCGUCACCUGACUUGAACUCAAACAUGAAGUCUGCAGCCAGACCCGACGARCUCAAUUUCUCUGGYGUCAACAGUACGUAUUUGACGUCAUUCCUGAACUAUGCCGUAGAACCUGGGGACGARUCAACCGAAAAUGAAACUGUAAAUCAAGUCAAAGAUUCAGCCAAUCACGCCAAAAAGAAAGAUUCCGGCGAUAAUGCGGARAGCAACCGACAAAAAUACGUCCGAAAGAAGUCGGCCGGACGGAAGUUAGAACCAAACAAUCAGCAUGUCGAAGGAAAACAAGUAACCAAUGAGGUCCAAGAAAAGCAACCAACAAAUGGAAGGAAGAAAUCCAGAAACCACGUGACUUUUGAGUUGUCAACUUUACCGGAAAUAGUAGAGGAUAGUAAAUACCCGGAUGUUGACGAGCAAAAUACGAACUUAGGGUGCACUGAUGACGAUUUAG